UAUUUAGCAGGAGCGGGGGGUGGGGCGGAGGGUGGAGAGAAAGGAACGGCUGCCGUCCCCUGCCUGCAACCGCAACUCAACCAGUCAGUCGCCAUUACUCUUGUUUCUCAUCACCCACCGCGAGCGCGAAGCAGGAGGAGCAGCACCAUGCUGGGGCAUCUAGUCGGGCUGGUGAAGGUGCGGGUGACGCGCGGGGUGAACCUCGCCAUCCGCGACCUCCGCUCCAGCGACCCCUACGUCGUCGUCCGCAUGGGCAAGCAGAAGCUGAAGACGCGAGUUGUAAGGAAGAGUAUCAAUCCGGAGUGGAACGAUGAACUGACCCUCUCCAUCGAAGAUCCUACCAUUCCUGUCAAACUGGACGUGUUCGACAAGGACACAUUCUUCGACGACCCGAUGGGCAACGCGGAGCUGGACAUCGGCCCGCUGGUGGAGGCCGCGAGGAUGAGGGUCCAGCUGCAGGGCGUCGCUGACAACACCGUGGUGAAGAAGCUGGUGCCCAACCGGCAGAACUGCCUCGCCGAGCAGAGCGCCAUCUACCUGUCCGAGGGCACGGUGAAGCAGGACGUGGUGCUCAGGCUGAGGAACGUCGAGUGCGGGGAGGUCGAGCUCCAGCUCCAGUGGAUCGACAUCCCCGGCUCCAAGGGCGUAUCAGGCUUUUAAUUAGCUCUCUGUGCACUCUCUGCUGUUUGCAGAGUUCUUUCUCAAGUGAAAAGCUGGAGUAAAUUCUGAUUAGAAUCCAAGCUUAAGUUAGGAUUUAGAUUAUGUGCGAUAGAUGACUGUGUGGUCGAACUUCCUAAGAUGGACUGAAAAAGGAAGAACUGGUGGCAGGGGCGCAAAAAUUCUCAGAAUUCCAUCCUCCUUCCUUUGA
Messenger RNA from Triticum aestivum (bread wheat), 868 nucleotides. RefSeq names its product GTPase activating protein 1. Lineage: Eukaryota; Viridiplantae; Streptophyta; Magnoliopsida; Poales; Poaceae. The transcript has 3 exons. The record is from RefSeq and is a predicted model, not a curated record. The coding region runs from base 148 to 660 and encodes 170 amino acids.